AUGGAUUCCUCCAUUCCCUACUCGAAAGAACUGCAAUUGGCCUGUCUGACGGUGCAGAGAGCUACGUUAGCGACCAAAAAGCUACUCGAGGCUGUCGACAAAGGGUCGUUCGACAAGAGUGAUUCUACCCCUGUCACCAUCGCCGACUUCGCCGCCCAAGCAUUAAUUAUCGCCGCUAUUCAUCAUGCCUUCCCUGAUGACGUGUUUGUUGGUGAGGAAAGCGCUAGUGCCCUGCGAUCCGACCCGGCCCUCCUCGAGCGAACGUGGGAGCUGGUCGCUUCUACUCGAUUGACCGACGAGGAAAGCGAUGCGCAGCUCUAUACUCCAAAGACAAAGGAGGAAAUGUUGGAUAUCAUCGAUUUGGGGGCCCAGGGUACAUGUGGCUCGCAGAAUCGUGCCUGGGUGUUGGAUCCAGUGGAUGGGACGGCGACCUUCAUUCAAGGUCAGCAGUACGCCGUCUGCCUGUGUCUGCUGGAAAAUGGACUCCAGAAGGUUGGUGUUCUGGGCUGCCCAAAUAUGAAUCUGGAGAAGGGAUACAUCCACGAGGAUAUAGUAGAUCGAGAAGGUUAUGGGCAUCAGGUAUUCGCCGUUGCUGGUCACGGCGCGUACAUGAGAAAGAUGGACACGGGCGCUCUCCUCCCUGCCCACAAGCUCGAGCCCAAACCUGCCAUCACAGACCCCAAGGACCUUGUCUUUGUCGAUUGUGCCGGUGGGUCAUCGGAUAUCAACGUACAUGCCCGCCUUGCAUCUCACCUGGGCGCCCCUUGGCCGCCUAAGACAGAUCUCUGGGCGACCCAGUUGCGAUACAUCGCGGUUGCGGUUGGAGGAUGCAAUGCUUCCAUGAAAAUCCCACGCAAGGCUUCUUAUCGGUCGAAGAUCUGGGACCAUGCGGGCGGGAUGUUGAUUGUCGAAGAGGUUGGCUGCAUUGUCAGCGACCUUGCUGGUCGUCCGGUUGACUGCAGCCUGGGGCGCACUUUGGCGGGAUGUCAUGGGAUGAUUGUUGCGCCUUCCUCUAUCCACCAACGGUUUGUGGACGCUGUGCAACAAAUCAUGUAA
Molecule: messenger RNA, 1056 nt
Organism: Aspergillus aculeatus ATCC 16872
Lineage: Eukaryota; Fungi; Ascomycota; Eurotiomycetes; Eurotiales; Aspergillaceae
Exons: 1
Coding region: 1-1056 (351 amino acids)
Biological process (GO): sulfate assimilation
Molecular function (GO): 3'(2'),5'-bisphosphate nucleotidase activity
Source: RefSeq, a predicted model, not a curated record